AUUACAGUCGUGGACACAGGGACGUUCAGUCAUUGUUUGUGACGCCUGUGCUGUGAAACCGGCUAGCAUGAGUCAGAGAGACAUGCAGGAUAAGCUGUUGUGCGACUGUUCACCAGGCCCGGGACCACACCCCGUCCCCAGGUGGAGACUACCUGUAGGGAGACAGUCAUAAAGAGUUCGCAUGUGGUUCAUGUUCUCCUCCUGCGGCAACUAGGUAUUUGAGGAGGUGUUUAAUAUGGAGCAGUGUAUGAGGAAGCCAGAGGUCAGAAAAACUGCCAAACCACAGCCACCAAAACCAUCCCUAAAGCCCAAGGAUGCUCCCGCGCCCCCCCCAACCGAACCGGGCCGGACCCAGCAGCUCAUCCGGAGGAUAGAGAUGGCCAAGGAACAGGGUAAUGGAAACCCGGUGCAGGCAGAGACCGGAGAAAGACCUGUGGCUCCACCCCGACCGGCUGAGAGGGAAGCUAAGAUAACAGACCAAGCCCCCACAGAAGACUCAAAACAGAGAUCCCAACUUGGAGCAUUUCAUAAGAGCCAGAAGGAGAAGACUCCUGCCUUUACAAGCGCCGUGGGUAAGAACGCUGAGACCCAAGAUAAAGCCCAAGAUGGCCCCUCCAUGAAGAGUGGGAAGCAGUAUUCCAGCGACGAAGAAACAUCAGAAGAGGAGCAGUCUUCUGAGAGCCACCGGCCUGAGAAGCACACAGAUCCCAAGCCUGAAAAAGGAAAUAUCCUGUCUGGCAUAUUCCGGAAAAAAACUAAAGACAUCUCACCAUAUCCCUCAUUGACGGUCAGUGCAGCAGAUGAAGAGCCUGCUGACGAGGACAUCGUCUCCCCUGAAAAUCUUGAUGUUGCCAAGGAGGUUUCGGAGAGCAAUGACAGUCUGUCCGAAAGCAACCCAAAGGUAAAGGCAAAGAAGGGCAUUUUCGGCGGAAUCCUCCGGAAGACCCCGAAGCCGUCAGAGGCCCAGGACACGCAGUCUCUCUCCAGCGAGCUUUCAGCCAGCAAUGACAGUCUGUCUGAGACCGCCAAGACCACGAAGGACAAAGGCCACAUCUUCAGUGGGAUGUUCAAAAAGGACCCUAAGCUGUCGUCUGACAGCGGCCAGCCACAACAUGGGGAGGAACACUCGCUCCAGGGUAAGCUCUCGGGCAGCAGUGACAGUCUGUCAGAAAACAAGGAGAAAGGCAACCUGUUCAGUGGACUCCUCAAAAAGAUUCCCAAAGCACCGAGGGACAGCCAGGAAGACCUGUCCGGUCAGGGAGAGCUGUCCACCAGCAAUGACAGUCUCUCUGAACAGAAACAACCCAAGGAGAAAGGAGGUGCUUUCAGUGGAAUGUUCAAGAGAUCGAUUAAACAUGACGAACAGUCCCUGAAUGAGCUGGCGUCAAGCAAUGAAGGUCUAUCGGAAAAUAGCAUGGGGAAUCUCGCUAGGCAGAAGGAACUUUCAGAGAGCAACGACAGCCUGUCUGACACCAAAAAGACAAAGGAGAAAGCUAAACCGUUCAGUGGAAUGUUCCGGAAACCUAACCAAAGCAAACCAGUAGACGCUACUCAACCGGAGGAGGAUAAAGAGUCACCAAACAGUGAUCUCCUGGCUAGCAACGAGAGCUUAUCAGAGACCAAGGAAAAGGGAGCUUUGUUUGGUGUAAUUCUCAAGAAGACUCCCAAAGCCACCGUAGAUGCCACCGAGGACAAAGAGGUCGACAAGAAACUCCCGGUCAGCCAUCACAAUCUCUCUGAGGGUAACACUGUGAAGGAGAAACACAUCUUUGGCGGUAUCUUUAAGAAGCCCCAGAAGACAACGCAAGAGGAAAGCUCCGAUAACGAGGAGUCGAACCUGCCUGAAGAUGACUUCUCGGCUAUCUUCAAAGAUCUCUCUGAGACAACAACUCAGAAGGAGAAAGGAGGACUGUUUGGUGGGUUUCUCAAGAAGACCCCCAGAGCCACCGGCGACGACACAGAGGAGAAAGACAGCGAUAAGGAAAUCACCGCCAGCAAUGACAGUCUGUCUGAGGGUCACCCCGCAAAGGAGAAAAGCAUCUUUGGCGGUAUCUUUAGGAAGCCCCAAAAGCCAACACAAGAGGACAGCUCCGAUAGAGAGGGGUCGAACCAGCCUGAAGAAGACAUCUCGGCUAGCUGUGAGAAUCUCUCUGAGACCACAACUCAGAAGGAGAAGAAACCAGGAUUUUCCGGUUUGUUCAAAAGGACGGCCAGCAUCGACAACCUCGACCAGGAGGAGAAAGGAGGACUGUUUGGUGGACUUCUCAAGAAGACCCCCAGAGCCACCGGCGACACCUCGGAGGAGAAAGAUGGCACAAAGGAAAUCACCGCCAGCGAUGACAGUCUGUCGGAGGGGAAUGCUGCCAAGGAGACACACAUCUUUGGCGGUAUCUUUAAGAAGCCCCAGAAGCCAACGCAAGAGGACAGCUCAGAUAAAGAGGGGUCCAACCAGCAGGAAGAAGAAAAAUCAUCUAGCUGUGAAAAUCUCUCUGAGACCACUAAUCAAAAGGAGAAGAAAGGAGGUCUUUCCGGUUUAUUCAAAAGGUCCGCCAGCAUCGACAACCUGAAUGACAAUGAAGAGAAAAGUAUUUUCAGUGGCAUUUUUAAGAAGCCAGCAAAAGCCUUGGAAGGGUCUACAGCUGACGAGGAUAUUGAAGGAAGAUUAUCCAUCAGUGGUGAUGAACUUUCAGAAACGGCCAAGGAGAAAACGGGCGGGAUCUCUGGCAUGUUCAAACGCUCCCCCAAACCAGCUCCACGUUCCCUGGUCGCCAAGGACCCGCUCCAAGACACAAAUGAACUUGGCGAGAGUGACGAUGAAAGUCUGGCAGUGAAGGAUACGAAGACUUUACUGUCCGCCAGCAAUGACAGUCUGAACGAGGUUUCCACCACAAAAGAGAGGAUGAGAGCUUUUGGUGGGAUGUUCAAGAAGGCCCCAAAAGCAGUGGAACAACUGGACGAUGACGAGCCCAGACCACUACGGGGCGGUAGAGGGCUUAAACGCAGAAAGACCAUCACCAGGAAGAAACGGGUCGUGUCAUUCAGAGUCAAACGGACUCUUCCAAGAACUGCAAAGAGCUCCGACCUGCUCCCUCUGAUGGAGGAAGAGAGUGUGGAGAUGAGGGAGAUGACCCCCUUCCAGGAGGACUCAGUAGAGAUCCAGAAUGUGGAGAUGGCAGCCUACCCCACUGAGGAAAACAACCGCGAUGCUGAGGAGAGCGAUGAGCUGAUGGAAUGGUGGAACGGGGUCGUAGGUUGGGCAGAAUGGAACGAGACAUCAAACUUUCAGGAGGAAGAUGAGGAACGGGCGGUGGAGCAGGCGGCCGACCGUCUGUUCAUGGCCGCCCGGCUCUUCGUGCGUAUCUUCAACCAGCGCGGGGCGUCGCUGCAGCAGCGCAUCCUGGAGCUGCUGGCCCAGGCGGACGCCGCCGACCAGUUCCACAAGCGCACCGUGUCGGCGGCGGUGGGCGGGGGCGUGGCCAGCGUGGUGGGCAGCGUGGCCACCAUCACCGGGCUCAUCCUGGCGCCGUUCACCUUCGGCGCGUCCAUCAUCGUGACGGCGGUGGGCAUCAGCGUGGCCACGGCGGGAAGCAUCGCCUCGGCGUCGGCCAACAUCACGGACGCCGUGCACUCUAACAUGGACCGCAAGAAGGUGGAGAAGAUGAUCCAGGGGUACCAGGACGAGAUGAAGGACAUCAGCGAGUGCCUGGCCUUUGUGCAGGAAGGCAUGGUGACCCUUCAGGAGUGGGACUUCGAGAAGUACUCCCAGAGCGCCGCCAAGAAGGCGCUGAACCACAACAUCAAGCACGUCAUCAAGGAGGGCGGGCGCGCGGGCAAGGCCCUGGUGAUCAAGACCAACGAGCUCAUCAGCACCGUGCAGAUUCUGGGCGCGGCCGGGGGCGCGGCCAAGGCGGCGCAGGCCAUCAGCGUCACCACGGGCGUCAUGUCGGCGCUCUUCCUGGCGCUGGACGUCUUCUUCCUCGCCAAGGACUCGCACGAGCUGCGCAAGGGCGCCAAGACCAAGUUCGCCAAGAAGAUCCGGGAGGUGUGCACGGAGCUGCAGGCGGGCCUCCUGGAGCUGAACAAGGUGAAGUCGCAGCUGCAGAAGACCAUGGACGGCAUCGAGCUGGAGGAGGUGGAGGAGAUCCUGGAGGUGGAGGAGGAGGUGGACGAGGAGGAGAGCGCCGACGAGCUGGAGUCGGACCCCGCCAAGCUGGCCCAGAUGUACGAGGAGUUGGACGUCAUGGAGGAGAAGCUGGACAAGAGGGCGCUGGAGGAGAAGGAGCAGAGGGAGCGGGCCCAGAGGGAGAGGGAGCAGAAGGAGAAGGAGGAGAAGGAGAGGGCGCGCAGGGAGAAGGAGCAGAAGGAGAAGGAGCUGAAGGAGAAGGAGGAGAAGGAGAGGGUGCAGAGGGAGAAGAAGGAGAAAGAGGAGAGGGACAGGGCGCAGAGGGAGAAGGAGCAGAAGGAGAAGGAGCUGAAGGAGAAGGAGCUGAAGGAGAGGGCGCAGAGGGAGAAGAAGGAGAAGGAGGAGAAGGACAGGGCGCAGCGGGAGAAGGAGCGGAAGGAGAAGGAGAAGGAGAAAAAGGAGAAGGCGGGAAUCAAAGCGAAGGAGGAGCUGGUCCCAGCAGGGCGAGGCAAGGAGGAGGAGAAGAGGGACGAGGAGGGGGAGAAGGAGAAGGUAGAGGCAGGGAGCGGAGGGGAGCAGCAGGAGAAGAACAAGAAGGAGAAGGAGGAGGAGAACGACAGCAGCAGGUCGGCGAAGGGGACCAAAGCCCAGAGCGAGCGGGAGCGAAAGAGGGAGAGCGCCGAGGCGGAGAGCGCGACCGCGCCGGGCAGUCAGAAGGAGCCGCCGGGAGGAAAGAAGGCGAAGGAGGCGGAGAACAGAGCCACGACCCAGAGGGAGGAAGCCCUCGGUGGGGACACAGCGGAGAGGGCGACGGGGGACCACGGGAAGGGCAAGGGCGAGAAGAAGGAGAGGGACGGCAUCGGGAAAUGGCUGGGGGGCCUGAGACGAGGGGGCGGGGAGGUCGCAAAGGGCGGGACGGAGGCAAAGGGCGGGACGGAGGCAAAGAGCGGACCGGAAGUAAAGAGCGGACCUGAAGGUGAGCGUCAGGCGGAGAGGAGCGAGGAGAAGCUCAGCGCGGCGCCGAAGGAGAGCGGGGCGGAGACGGGUGGCAGCACACACGGGAGCAGACACAGCAGCAGCGGCAGCAGCAGCAGAAGCACACAUCACAGACACAACAGCAGCAGCAGCGCACACACCGACACACACACUGGAACACAAAGCGGCACCCACAGCAGACACGUGAGCAGCAGCAGCCACAGCGGGGGUCGGAGCGAGAGGGACCGAGCCAGGGGCCCCGGACCGGAGGGCAGAGAGGGCCCCCCGCAGCCCCGGGGAGACGGAAGCCAACGACGAGACGGCGGCCCGACGGCGGGGGGGGGGGAGACGGGGCCGGGGGGGGGAGAGGGGGGAGGUGAGGAGGAGGGAGUCGGAGAGGAGCCGGGAGGACGAGGAGACACCGUCGCCCAGGACGACGCUGUGGCACUGUGCGCUGGAUCUGGACGCGGGGGGGGGGGGGGGGGGAGGGAGGGGGGAGCCAGAGGGGGAAGCGGGGGAGCCGGACCAAGAGCGAGAGGAGUAAACGUCACGCGGGCCGGUUGUGGAAAUACUAAGCUCUGCUUGGAGGACCCCGAGGGCUGCGACCCAGCGGCAGGGAGCUGUCUCUUUGGCUCCGUAACGGCCGGCCUCGUGGAAGCCUCCAACGGCAGCAGCCUGAGCAUCACGCUCAGGCUGAGCGGAGAGUCCAACCAAUACGUAGCCCUGGGACUCACCGCCGAUCAACCGGAGGGAACCACAACGGUGUUUGUCUGCGGCCAAACAAACGGAUCAUUCCAAUUCUUCACGGCCAAGCGCAACAACAGCGCCAGUGACGGCGUUCUGACCCUCAGCGAGAUGGUGUGCCCCGCGAGCUUCCUCUGGCCAGUGGAGGACAUCCAGGGUCAGCUGACUGGCAGGAUGGUCCAGUGUAGUUUCACCGUCCCCAACGUCAAUGCCAUGGCAACAGGAGGCCGUCAUGUCACCACCUUCAUUGUUGAACUUGGAACAGGAGUGAUCAAUGGCAGUAAGUUCACUUGGUGCUGA
Gadus morhua (Atlantic cod) is the source of this 6142-nucleotide messenger RNA. Its product is annotated as WD repeat-containing protein 87. Gene Ontology annotation, molecular function: lipid binding. The record is from RefSeq and is a predicted model, not a curated record. Bases 236 to 6142 code for a protein of 1968 amino acids. Lineage: Eukaryota; Metazoa; Chordata; Actinopteri; Gadiformes; Gadidae. The transcript has 54 exons. Gene Ontology annotation, biological process: lipoprotein metabolic process; lipid transport. Gene Ontology annotation, cellular component: extracellular region; membrane.